CUCAUAUGGCUACUAGAACGCAACGUUUCGUCUGCCUUACCAGUGAAAGCAUGGACGAAUAUCAAUACACAUCAAAAGUUAUCCGAAGCAAAUACGGAAAAGCAUGACCAAGGACGAGCACGCACCAGGUUGGGAUUACUACCUAGAAGACGUCUGGUGGCCUAGAUUUCGUCAGCAGCAAAAACGGAGAGGAUCAGGAGACAGUUCAGAGAAUGAAUUAUGCCGAACAGUUCCCACAGAAUAUUACUCUCGACAUCAGAUGCUCAGAACAGAAAGUCCGAACUACAUUCUAUCUCCUAGUUCUCAAGGCCAGAAAGGCUCCGCACCUGUCUACACUUAUCGGCCAGGAACCACAACAGUACAGCCACAGAAAUCAUGGCCUACUCGGGCUCACGAUGGCUCAAUGGAACAAAAGCAAAUGCUCUCAAAUCGAAGGGAAUCAGCAACACCAUCUGAAACUGAUAUCUUUCAGUUCUAACAAUUUUUACAUUACGGUUUAUGAAAUAUUACAGUAAUUAAAAUUCAGCAACAUGACAUGAAAAUAAAGCAUAAUAAUACAUCUGCCUAGAAGUAAUCUAAACCUUUUUCGAUUAAAACACCAAAAUUUCCAUGUUUAUUACUGUAGUAAAUAUUACUAUAGCAAAUAAAUUUCAGUAAACUUAAAGCAAUUAAAGAAAAUCUCAUUUUAAAAGUGUGUAAUACGUAAUAAAGUAAAAUUCCCAUAAUGUUAUUAUCAAAAAGAAGAAAUAAUAUUCAAAUAUACUUCACCUCUAAAUUUUAUUUUCUUUUGCAUAAUAAUAGUCAUAGGGGAAAAUGUAAUGCUGUAGUGGAUGACAGAUUGCUUUAAAGCAAUUCCCUCUUGAAUCUACUGAAUUUAAUUAGUACUUUUGAAGAUGGGUUAAUUAAGGAAACUGCCGCUAUCAAAUCUUGCUUAUACUGAAUUUUAAUAUAUAUAUAUAUAUAACUAAUUUUUUUCUGUUGUAACUUAGUUUGUUUGUUUCUUUGACCAAGAUUUCCUGUACGAAAUUAUUAUCAACAUUAAAAAAUAUUGAAAAUAUA
This is a messenger RNA of Stegodyphus dumicola, 1059 nucleotides long. RefSeq lists its product as uncharacterized. Lineage: Eukaryota; Metazoa; Arthropoda; Arachnida; Araneae; Eresidae. The record is from RefSeq and is a predicted model, not a curated record.